ACAGAGGUGACGUCACGGCGCCCAGAGCGAGGCUGGGGUAGAGAGGCCGACUGAGCAGGAAUCGUCCGCUUGUCGUGGAGGCUGCUAGGGAGCCGGCGAGAGGGUGAGCGGGCGAGCAGGCAAGCAGGCGAGCGAGCUAGAGCAGGAAGGAGGGAGAGUCGCGCGGCACAGAGGCGCGCCGGGGCUGGGCCGAGGCGGAACCCACAGCCGGAGAAGGGCAGCCUGAGCCGGGCGCCGCGGGGUCCCCACCCCCACUCGGCCGGACAGUGCCCGGUGUUCCCCCGUGCGGGGGGCGGCGGCGGCGGCUGACGGGACCGGACAAGACCGCGGGGGUGUUGCCACCUCCACCGAGGAGCCGGCGCGACCGCGGGCUCCUCAGAGCCGGGGCCCAGGGCCCGUGACAGACGGGCCGAGGAAAGGAGAGAGGCGGCGGCGGCGCAGGCGACGGGGAGGCAGCGGCGACACCAUGUCAUCCCCUAGUCCGGGCAAGAGGCGGAUGGACACAGACGUGGUCAAGCUCAUUGAGAGUAAGCAUGAGGUUACAAUCCUGGGAGGACUCAAUGAAUUUGUAGUGAAGUUUUAUGGACCACAGGGAACACCGUAUGAAGGCGGAGUAUGGAAAGUUAGAGUGGAUCUUCCUGAUAAAUACCCUUUCAAAUCUCCAUCUAUAGGAUUCAUGAAUAAAAUUUUCCAUCCCAACAUUGAUGAAGCGUCAGGAACUGUGUGUCUAGAUGUAAUUAAUCAAACUUGGACAGCUCUCUAUGAUCUUACCAAUAUAUUUGAGUCCUUCCUGCCCCAGUUGUUGGCCUAUCCCAACCCCAUAGAUCCUCUCAAUGGUGAUGCUGCAGCUAUGUACCUCCAUCGACCAGAAGAAUACAAGCAGAAAAUUAAAGAGUACAUCCAGAAAUAUGCAACGGAGGAGGCACUGAAAGAGCAGGAAGAAGGCACCGGAGACAGCUCAUCGGAGAGCUCUAUGUCUGACUUUUCGGAAGAUGAGGCCCAGGAUAUGGAGUUGUAGUAGAAAAAGCACCUGCUUUCCAGAAAGACUAUUAUUUCCUAACCAUGAGAAGCAGACUAUAAUAUUCAUAUUUAAACAAAGCAAUUUUUUUAUUACUAAACAAGGUUUUUAUGAAUAAUAGCAUUGAUAUAUAUAUAUUAUAUAUCACCCUUUAGAUCUUGAUUUCUUGGUCAUUUCUCAACCUGAGGUGCAUAGCAUAUUCCCACAUUCCAUUUUGGUAGCAAUAUGCGGUCUGAAUGCAUGCAUUCAUAAGUCCAUUUGGCCAAGUCAGCCUCCGUGCUACUGAACUGUCAAAAGAAAUAGCCGCUCUGAUAGAUAGACAUGAGUAAAAAUAACAGGAAAAAGUUGCUUUUAUUGAUGGUUCCAAAGAAACAAACCAAACCAACCAACUCUUGGACGUGAAGAUAGAAUAGUGCUUUUUCAAAAUGGAAAGGAAAAAAUUGGAGAGGAAAAGGCCUGCUGUGGGAGCGUUUAGAGCGAGCCACGUCAGCAUCAGAGCUGCUCCUUCCUGGGCAUCGUAGGUGACCCCAUUUCUGUGGAGUAACGGUAUAAAACAGGGAGCUAAUUGGAGUAUUGAAACUUAAAACAAUUUUUUUGACUUGGAUUUUAAGUACAUUUUUAUAUGUAGAUUCCUGCCCUUCUCGCUACCAGGCCCUGCAGCCACAAGUGUUUGCUUUGGAAGACCUUUUGGAAAUGUUUUCUGAAUCUGAUUCUUUUUCUUGGGGGUAGACCUUGUAAUCCAGACCUUUUUUGAGAGAACAGGACAGGAGAAAAGUGACUGGGAAGAUGUUUCCUCUCAUCCGACACCUGCAGAGUCACAUCCUCGCCCUCUUGUUGGCCACUUUGAGACCGCUGCCCUGGACUGAGAGCUUUAAGUUUGAGGGUGGUUGUGGGUUUGGGUUUGUUUUUGUUUUGUUUUUGUUUUGGUGUGUGUGUGUGAAUUGUGCUUAGACAGGUUGCAGAUUUAAUCUUCACCUACCAAGAGAUGGCCUCCUCCUCGGACAGCCGCUCAGUGGACCAUUAGACUCGGGAAGAAGACCCUUCUGGUGGCUGUCCCUCCUGGGUACUCUCAUUCAUGUUUUCGUUUUGUUUUCCCUUCUGCUGCUGCUCUUGGCAGCAGCUUGGUCAUCGUCUGCUUGUGGGAGUGGGAAAUGGGUAUUUCAGACCCAGCACACAUUCUAAAUUUAAAACGAGUAAUAAUUGGAACAAAUAAGGUUCUUGUGCCCAAAGUGACUCUACAUGGGAAAAACAAACACAGCUUUUUUUUCAGAGUGAGACUGAAUAGGAGGAAGGGAUUCAGAAAUAGGACGUAGUAGAACAGGUUUUGAAAGAAGAAAAUUUUCUCUCAUAUAUGUUAAGAGGAAAUCAGACAGUUUAAAUGCCUGCUAAUCAAAUGUUUACUCAGCUACCCAUAUGUCCAGGUUGCUGGCAGGGUUUCUUUCAGAAAGUGUUGGCCUGCUGAAUUUGGAGAACUUCAGACAGUAGCUGUGUGGGGUUUUUUUGUUUGUUUGUUUUUUGCCACAACCAAUAGGACAACAGCAGAAUUAGCCAAUCCUAAGAUCUUCUAAAGAUGAUUUUUGAAUGUCCCACGAGGAUAAUUUAAUUUCUCUUUCCAAUGUGUGUCUUUAGUUUAGAAGAGCUGUAUUCCACAAGAUUUGAGUCAAUGAGGUUGGAAGAUAUCUUUUUUUUUAAUUCAAAAAGCACAAUCAAUCUUUUCUUUGAAAAAUCUAUAUAAAGUACAACUUGCUUUUAGCAUGAUUAUUUUCCUAAAUAAAAAGCAAAGAAUUUACUUAUUUUAUGUUAAUUACGGGCAUGAAGCAAAGGUUUUCUUUUUUAAAAAAAUUAAAAGUGCAGUUAUGUAGGGCUGUGGUUAGUUCACCGUACUGAGUUAUCUAUCUAGCAUUUGUGGCUUGUUGGAAGGGUAGUAUUAACUAUUUAACAUGUAAUGGUGUACUUUAACUCUUAUCUAGCACGUUGUCUUCUCAUUACUUUGGGGGAGGGAGGGUCUCUGCUGGCACUGUCUAACUUGCUUACCUGCUGAAUUAGCAGUUUGCUUGUGCUAUAGCUGUUACUUGUAGGUGCGACGUAGGGUAGGCUUAAAGUGCUGGGUGGUGACUUGAGUUCAAACAAUAAAAAAUUGUAUUUUUUCAAUAUCGUAUAAACAAUAGUGUUCUAAUUACCUUUCCAAAAAAAAUAAUGUCCAGAUAAUAAUUGCUUUUAAUCUUAUCAAAAAACCAAAAACCUAGGAGAACCAAGUUUAGGGAAGGGAUGUGAGCAGUGCCCCCGCUCUGCUCCCUAACUAAAUCCGUGUUUCUCUAGCAAAAAACAUCAGCUUGCCUGCCGAUCGAGAGCUCCAGCACUAGGAACCCAGUGGUGCAGAAUUUCCAAAUAAAGAUUUCUUGGGGGAGGAUUUAAGGGCCAAGAAGCAGAUCUGAGUGUGGAUGCAAGUGUGUGUGCACAUGUGUGAACCCAUGCAGGUCUGUGUGAUGAAGGCACGAUUAGGCUUCUCUGUGAGCCCUGGACGCUCCGGGAAUUGCUGGCCACAUCCCGCUGGACCCUCUCGUUCUGUCCAAGUCUAGCCUUUCUGGGCACUCACCUUGGUCCUGUGCGUGUUUUUGGCUCUGUGUGGAGCUUUUUCCUCUCCACUGGGAAACUGACUUUGGAUACGUUAAACAGAAUCCCUUCUUACACCAACUUUCUGUCCCUUCCCUGUGCCUGAGAAAGGUAGGAGUAGGAAAGGAAGCUGGAAGAAGGCCUGGCUGUGACUCGGGACUCUCGGGCCCUCCAUAAUAGAUGCUGGAGUGGGUCUGAAGCAGAGGGUAGCACAACAUCAAAAGCUUUUCCAGGUUGUCCCAUCAUAGCUUUCAGAGAAGUAUCCAGAGCCCGUCAGCAAAGCUGAACAUUGUUGUCUCUGAAGGUGGUGGUAGGUCAGGGCUGCGUCCGCCUGUGGCCCUCCCCUUCCCUUCUAAUACUCAUCCUUGUUGAAACCUUACCUUUUGGCUCAUCAGCACAAGCCCUUCUCUGCCCCUGUUCAAAUGACUGAGCUCCACCUCUUGCCAAACACCAACAAGCAAGACGGCUGCACCACAGCAGCAUGUGAUCCACUGCCCGCCCGCUGCCCCAGCACCGGGGCCUCGUGGGUUGCGUUUAUGAUAGCCACCUAGACCCUGGCAUUUUUGCUCUUUGCCUCCAAUGGCACCUCCCUCCUUAAGCUUACUGUACAGUUUCAACCAGCGUUUUAUACCAGUGAGAUAGUUAGCAGAAGUUGCCACGUAUCUCUCCGGUACCUAACGGUUUUCUUCCACUUCAAAAGCUGUUCUAAUUGCCAACUGGCUGACCUAAGCUCCAGAAGAGUGUCUCCCCUCAAUGGAAUUUUUCCCGCAAAAGGCUCCCUGAAGCCCUAGUUGGCCUUGGCCUGGCACUUGUUUUUUUAUUAGGCCUCCUGUCGGGAUGGCUGAGAAUCAUGAAAGACAGAUCCUCUGCUAGCCUCCGUGGUGAAGUUGUUUGACACCAAGUUCCUGAGAACUAGUGUUUGAUUUUAAAAGGCAUGUGACCCUUCUGUGUUCUAGGGACUCAAUUAGAAAAGUGAAAGCCAUUAACAAAAAUUAGUAAGAGUAUUAUUCCUCUCACCAACUUCCUGACUGGGUUCUCGGUCUUGUUGACUGAAAUCAAAUCAUUUCUGACUGGGCUCAAAGACCUGUGUUUCUUUGGACUUCUGAAUCCAUGUGCAUAUUUCCUCUGGCCACUGAACACCUUGGCGAUUCCAUUAGGGUCUGGAUGGGGUGAGGUCUCUUGGGGAAGGGGGAGGAAGCCCUUGGGUGUGCAGGUUCUCCACUCACCUGAGGAAGGGCCAGGACUCUGAAUUCAGCAAAUACCCGUCUUGGCUGUGGGCUUGGGAAGAAAUGGCCUUUAUUUACUGAUUGUAUUUGGUACAUAUUGUGUGAUACUUGAAGAGAUAAAAGGGAUUUACCAGCCCUUAAUUGAAAUCUAAGCUUUUUAUCACUUAUUUUUUCCUUGCCCUCUCUCCUCCCUUCCACCUUUUCCCUUGCAUUGUGAUGAUCUAGUGGGCACUUCUGUCAACAAGACAAAUGCCUCCUCUGACUAUAACCUCUUAAUAGUUGUGUAUAAUGAAAACUGUAAACUUUUUUAAAUAAAAUGUGUAUAUACCUUG
Messenger RNA from Phacochoerus africanus (Common warthog), 5189 nucleotides. RefSeq names its product ubiquitin conjugating enzyme E2 H (gene UBE2H). Gene Ontology annotation, cellular component: nucleus. Bases 467 to 1018 code for a protein of 183 amino acids. The record is from RefSeq and is a predicted model, not a curated record. Gene Ontology annotation, biological process: protein sumoylation; protein polyubiquitination; ubiquitin-dependent protein catabolic process. NCBI's taxonomy places the organism in Eukaryota, Metazoa, Chordata, Mammalia, Artiodactyla, Suidae. The transcript is spliced from 7 exons. Gene Ontology annotation, molecular function: SUMO conjugating enzyme activity; ubiquitin conjugating enzyme activity.